Molecule: messenger RNA, 1099 nt
Organism: Ziziphus jujuba (common jujube)
Lineage: Eukaryota; Viridiplantae; Streptophyta; Magnoliopsida; Rosales; Rhamnaceae
Exons: 2
Coding region: 527-925 (132 amino acids)
Source: RefSeq, a predicted model, not a curated record
UGGUGUUUCUUUAUUGCAAAAGCAUUGAAAAUAGAAAAAUCCAAUUAUUUUGUUGCUCUCAUAAUUGAGAUACUAUAUUAGCAUGGACCUCUGUUCUGGUAUUUCUAUGUCUGCUAAUAUUCUUAGCUCUCCAUUAUAAAACCCACCCAAACUCCGUAGCCAUAUUAUUAUUCUCUGUCUUCCAAAUUCUUUUCCCACCUAUUCUUCCAUUCUUGAAUGGUCGGGAAACCCUCAUUUUUUCAUGCACUUUCUCCUUCUCUAUCAGAGCCAGAGGGCUACUGCGCGUAUCUACACGCGCUGUCCUCCUUCUUCACCACCAUUACCACCACCUUUGGUUCUCGCAAAGAAGCUUGGUACUAUCGAUGCCUAGGCCUCGAUCCUUAAAACCCCCCUCCAACCCAUUAAUUCUCUGUCCCUGAAAAAACCUUUUUCUUUUUUGCUUCUCUUGAUUUGGGUUAGGAGCAUUUUUCCUUUUUGAAAAAUCAUUAAAAAAAAAAAAAAAAAAGAGAGAGAAAAACAGAGAAAUAUGUCGAAGAAGAAGAACAAUAACAGUGAGAACCAGCAUAUGAAGAAGAACAGGUUUUUGAUCACAGUGAAUGUUGUUGGAAGCGCAGGACCAUUAAGAUUUGUGGUGAAUGAGGAUGAUUUGGUUUCUGUUGUGAUUGACACCGCUCUAAAAACAUAUGCCCGGGAAGGAAGACUUCCUGUUCUUGGUUCUGACUCCAAUGAUUUCCUUCUCUACUGUGCUAAUGCAGGAUCUGAUGCCUUAAGUCCAAAGGAAAAAAUAGGAUCUCAUGGAGGAAGGAAUUUUGUGCUAAGCAAGAAACAGAAGCAACUUCAAAUGACAGAAAAGAAGCCAGAAAUGAUGUCUCAUAAAGGAGUUAAAAGCUGGAAGGCAUGGCUUAACAGAGUUCUUUACUUUUGAAUUCUAGAUUUACUAAUUAAAAUAUCAAAUUAGAUAUUUUAAUCAUGGUGAAAAGUCUUACUUAUGUUGGCUCGUGUGGCAUCAGUUUGGUCACCUCGAUAAUUGUAUUGUACUGUUGUUAGUACAAUGUAUAUGGGACAUCCAAAUUAUAAAAUUAAAGUUACAUAUUCUCCA